CAUAUGUGCGUGCGCACCGAACCGUUCUUUUACUCUUGACGCUGCGCUGUGCUGUGGUCCGUCGAGAGAAUCCGUUUGCAUCUUCGACGUGGUUUGGUCCGGGAGUGCUGAAAAUGACUGAGACUCUGCAACUACGUGGCACGCUUCGCGGCCACAAUGGAUGGGUCACGCAAAUCGCCACGAAUCCGAAAUAUCCGGACAUGAUCUUGUCCUCUUCACGUGAUAAGACGCUGAUUGUGUGGAAAUUGACGCGCGACGAAGCCAACUAUGGUAUCCCACAGAAGCGUCUGUACGGUCACUCGCACUUCAUAAGCGACGUGGUCCUCUCGUCCGAUGGUAACUAUGCAUUGUCCGGCUCGUGGGACAAGACCCUACGUCUCUGGGAUCUGGCUGCAGGUCGCACGACCAGAAGAUUCGAAGACCAUACCAAGGAUGUCCUGAGCGUCGCUUUCUCCGUGGACAAUCGUCAGAUCGUCUCCGGCUCGCGAGACAAGACCAUCAAGCUGUGGAAUACACUGGCCGAGUGCAAGUACACCAUACAAGACGACGGGCACACCGACUGGGUCAGCUGCGUGCGUUUCUCCCCCAACCACGCGAAUCCCAUCAUCGUCUCCGCGGGAUGGGAUCGCGUUGUGAAGGUCUGGAACUUGACGAACUGCAAGCUCAAGAUCAACCAUAGCGGUCACACAGGAUAUCUGAACACGGUUACGGUAUCGCCUGACGGCUCGCUCUGUGCAUCCGGUGGCAAGGACUGCAAAGCCAUGCUCUGGGACUUGAAUGACGGCAAGCAUCUGCACACCUUGGACCACAAUGACAUCAUCACAGCGCUGUGCUUCAGCCCAAAUCGUUAUUGGCUCUGCGCCGCCUUCGGGCCGUGGAUCAAAAUCUGGGACUUGGAGACCAAGGAAAUGGUGGAGGAAUUGAAGCCCGAGGUUGUGUCCGCGACCAGCAAGGCGGAGCCUCCUCAGUGCUUGUCGCUCGCGUGGUCCACCGACGGUCAGACCCUGUUCGCCGGCUACUCCGACAAUACCAUUCGCGUCUGGCAGGUUUCUGUAUCUAGCGUGUCCCGAUAAGUGCUUUGUAAUAAAAGUAUAAAAGUAUAAGACCGAUUCUCUUGGAAA
This is a messenger RNA of Dinoponera quadriceps, 1121 nucleotides long. It is a transcript of the gene Rack1, whose product is annotated as guanine nucleotide-binding protein subunit beta-like protein. Gene Ontology annotation, cellular component: nucleus; cytosol. Gene Ontology annotation, biological process: positive regulation of protein phosphorylation; rescue of stalled cytosolic ribosome. Gene Ontology annotation, molecular function: ribosome binding; protein kinase C binding; translation regulator activity. The transcript is spliced from 5 exons. NCBI's taxonomy places the organism in Eukaryota, Metazoa, Arthropoda, Insecta, Hymenoptera, Formicidae. The record is from RefSeq and is a predicted model, not a curated record. Bases 114 to 1073 code for a protein of 319 amino acids.